AUGUCCGCGAUAGCCUUGGGAACUGCCACCGGGCCAGCCAAGCUUCAGGCUGUGACAGACCUGGUGAAUAAGCUCAAUCGCAACGAUGCCUUGGAGGAGCUCAAGAUAUACGGAAGGGACCCCAAGUACGCAGAUCCCAUAUUUACAAAGGAUGGAAUCACUAUGCUUUUGAGGUUUUCAUUCGAGAACACAUCGAAUGAUACCUCACGGGCUGCCUUGCGAGUAGUUGCCAAUGCUAUGCUGUUGAAGCCGGAGACACGCCAGAUGUUUGUGGACCAAGGGUAUCCCACUCAAGCUUGCAAUCACCUCGAAACAGGUAGCUGGGAUAAUGAGUUCCUCCUCUCCAGGAUCCUGUUCCUCUCCACAUACGGUACCAGUGUUGACCUGGCAGACAUGAUCGAAAAUCACCAGCUGGCAGAACACAUGGUUAAUAAUCUGGGACGCCACGUAAAGAGUUUAUCAGAAAAGCAAAAGGGGACCUUAAACCCGAUGGAAGACUUGGCGCUUGGGGAGACCUUGAAGCUCAUGUUUAAUGUGACACACUUCUCAAAGGCACAUGUGUCGUCAUUCACCCCUGCAGUCCCGCAUAUCGUCGCCUUACUCUGGAAGCAAGAUAUAUCUGAAAGCAAACCCCUGGAUUCACCCUUUGGACCCCUAGUCAACUCCCUUCUGAAUCUGGACCUCCAAACCGAACAGAGCCAAUCAGUUUUAUUCCCCGAAAAUGAGCCCGAAAAAAUUACUUCAAGGCUCGUGGAGUUGCUGGAUAAUGGCAUUAGAGCGUACACGGGUAGUGAUCUCGAAACGGUUGUCACUCCGGUAGUCAGUCUGCUUUCCAGGCUGUAUGGAAAUGCGCCACAAUCUGUCCAACAGAACUUGCGCGAGUGCCUCUUGCCGACCGCACAGGAUCGGCAGGGUGUGCUUGGUCGUUCCGACUCCCUGCCGUCGAAGUUGCUGAAGAACUCAACCAACCCAACGGCCCCAGCGUUGCGAGAUGCUAUUUCUCAUCUCCUUUUCGACCUAUCAGACAAAGACGCAUCCAAGUUUGUCGAAAAUGUUGGCUAUGGGUUUGCCUCUGGCUUUUUGUUCCAGAACAAUGUUCCAGUUCCUGCCUCUGCGACGGGAAAUUUCAGUAAAAAUGAUGUUUCUGGUAUCCGAAAAUCCGUCAAUCCUAUUACUGGGCAGUUUUUGGAUAAAGAAAAGUUUGCCGAUGCGCCAGAGAUGACGCAGGAAGAGAAGGAACGGGAAGCAGAACGACUUUUUGUUCUAUUUGAACGACUGAAAAAGACUGGUGUCGUGAACAUCCAGAAUCCUGUUGAGAAGGCGAUCCAGGAAGGUAGAUUUGAAGAACUAUCUGAUGACUGCGUUGAAGACUUGGAUUAA
Messenger RNA from Pochonia chlamydosporia 170, 1380 nucleotides. Its product is annotated as guanine nucleotide exchange factor synembryn. NCBI's taxonomy places the organism in Eukaryota, Fungi, Ascomycota, Sordariomycetes, Hypocreales, Clavicipitaceae. Gene Ontology annotation, molecular function: G-protein alpha-subunit binding; guanyl-nucleotide exchange factor activity. The record is from RefSeq and is a predicted model, not a curated record. The coding region runs from base 1 to 1380 and encodes 459 amino acids. The transcript has 5 exons. Gene Ontology annotation, cellular component: cytoplasm. Gene Ontology annotation, biological process: G protein-coupled receptor signaling pathway.